AUGGAUAAAUCUUGGAUUAGAAUGCCAAGGACCACAAAGGAAUAUCUGGUUGAUUUGAAUCAGUUUUUGGAAUUUGCUUUUAAAAAUGGAGCUAUAGAAGAUAGAAACAAAUGCCCGUGUCCUCAAUGUUGUUUUGGAAAAUGGCAGACUAGAGAGGUAGUAUUUGAUCAUUUGAUUUGCAAGCCAUUUCCUCAAAAUUAUGUCAUUUGGGUUUUGCAUGGGGAAACAAGUGUGUUACAAAAUUCUAAAAGCAGAGAGUUUACUCAGGAUACACUGCCUCCAAAAAAUCCUGUAGAAUUAUUGAUUAACGAAGCAUUUCAUGGCUUUAGGCAAGAGAGAUUUGAUGUAGGUCCGUCGCAAAUAGUGGUAGAAGAAGAGAUAUUAAAGGAUAUACCCACAUCAUAUGACAAAGGCUUUUUUGAGUUGCUCAAAGAUGGAAGGGAAGAAUUGUAUGAAGGGUCUAAGUACUCAAAAUUAGAGUUUUUGUUGAAGUUAUAUCACAUAAAGUGUUUGUCUAGUCUAAGUGACAAAGGAAUGACUAUGAUAUUGGAUCUGCUCAGGAAUGCCUUUGAAUUUGCAAAGAUCCCUGAUUCUUUUUAUGAGGCUAAGAAAACUAUCAACAAGUUAUGUCUUGAUUAUGUUAAGAUUGAUGCUUGUCCAAAUGAUUGCAUGUUGUAUUGGGGAGAUGAUGUUAAUGAGGAAACAUGCAAGCAUUGUCAUACUUCGAGAUGGAAGCUUGAUGAGAAGAAUACAAACAGUAAAGUGGUUGCUAGGGGUAAGAAGAAAAAAAAGAGACCUGCAAAAAUUUUGCGUUACUUCCCAUUAAAGCCAAGAUUACAAAGAUUGUUCAUAUGCUCUAAGAUGGCAGAACAUAUGAGGUGGCAUACGGAAGGUGUUAACAAAGAUUGA
Messenger RNA from Solanum pennellii, 909 nucleotides. RefSeq lists its product as uncharacterized. The record is from RefSeq and is a predicted model, not a curated record. NCBI's taxonomy places the organism in Eukaryota, Viridiplantae, Streptophyta, Magnoliopsida, Solanales, Solanaceae. The transcript has a single exon. Bases 1 to 909 code for a protein of 302 amino acids.